CUUCUUCCCCUGCCUCUCUUUACUUAACUUUAUCAUCCCAUUGACUCAGAGUCUUUCAACUCAACACAAAAAAGAAAGUAAGAAAGAAACAACUCUAGCCCAGCCCCUCCCACACACACUCCUCUGCAGUGACAAAAAAUGACUAAAGAUGAAGACUUUAAGCUCCUCAAGAUCCAGACUUUUGUUCUACGAGUUAACAUUCACUGUGAUGGUUGUAAGCACAAAGUCAAGAAACUCCUCAAAAGAACUGAAGGAGUUUUCCAAGUAGUCAUUGAUGCAGAACAUCAAAAAGUGGCUGUUUCUGGUUGUGUUGAUUCUGCUACUUUGAUCAAGAAAUUGAUCAGGGCCGGUAAGCAUGCUGAGCUUUGGUCAGCUAAAACUAAUCAGAAUCAAAAUCAGAAUCAGAAAAAGAAAGAUGGCUGUAUCAAGGGUGACAAGAACAACAAAGGCCAAAAGCAAGUUGCUUUCAGGGGUGUUGAUACAAAAAACCACCAGCAAGAGCUAUCUGAUCUAAGCUUUUCGGAAGAUAAUGAAUAUAUUGGUGACGAGGAAGAAGAACGUUAUCUGAAUCUUCUAAUGCAGCAGGCUGAAGCUAACAAUGCUCGGAAAAUGCUUGAAGCUGUGGCGGCACAAAACAAAGGCAAAAUGAAUAAUCAAGGUGGGAAAAGGGGAAAUCAGAACCAGAACAUGGUGAUGACUACUAAUGCAAGUGGCGGAAUUGAUCCAAAACUUCUUGCUGCUAUGAACAAUUUGCAAUUUGGCGGAGGAAAUACCGGUGAAAUCAGAAGGGGUGGAGGAUCGAAUGAUGUGAAUUCGAUGAUGAUGAGAAACUUUGCUGGCUUUCAAGGAGGUGAAAAUAACAACAUUGCUGCUGCACCAGGAGGAAUUUAUCAAGUGCAACCUACUGCUGGAAUUCAAGGAGGGUCUUCAAGUGGGCUUAAUUUUGCGAAUUAUCCAGCAUACAACAUUAACAAUUAUUCUCCUCAGCUGAACAAUCCCGCAGCUGCAGCAAUGCUGAUGAACAUGCAGAACAGGCAAGUUAUGUUGCAGCCUCAAGCUCAACCUCAGAUGAUGUAUCAGAGGUCUACAGUUGUUCCUCCCAGCACCACAGGGUACUAUUACAACAAUACUCCAGGUCCAUACACUCCCUACAAUGAGCCUGUCUAUUAUGCUGGAGCUGCUCAUCAAUCGGCUUCUCAUAUUUUCAGUGAUGAAAAUACAAGUAGCUGCUCAGUUAUGUAAGGUGGUCUCAAGUAAUAAAAGACUUGGUUUUGGUUUUUGAAAGCCCAGUUAUGCAUUAUUGUUCAGUUGAUGUUUCCCUGAUUAACUAGUAGUCACUUUUGUCCAUUUGGUAAGCUUUUGGUUGUAAUAUUUGCUAGUACUGGUAAGCAAAGUCAAGAUUAUGGUUCUAGUAGUAUAUAUAUACUAUGGAUAAUGCAAGACAAUGCUUGGUGGUUUAUCUUCAA
Molecule: messenger RNA, 1466 nt
Organism: Daucus carota subsp. sativus
Lineage: Eukaryota; Viridiplantae; Streptophyta; Magnoliopsida; Apiales; Apiaceae
Product: heavy metal-associated isoprenylated plant protein 37
Exons: 3
Coding region: 139-1242 (367 amino acids)
Molecular function (GO): metal ion binding
Source: RefSeq, a predicted model, not a curated record